AUGGGUCAUCAGCUGGACUUCGUGGUGGCCGAGACGUACGGCAGGGAGAGCGAGAGCCUGCGCCAGGUGGUGCGCCUGUGGAACAGGAACGUGUCGGCCUACAUCGGUCCGCAGGAGACCUGCGUCCACGAGGGCAGACUGGCGGCCAGUCUCAACCUGCCCAUGAUCUCAUACUUUUGCACCAACUUCGAGACGUCGGACAAGAAACUGUUUCCGACGUUCGCGCGCACCCGACCGCCUGACACUCAGAUCUCCAAGUCGGUGUUGUCGCUGCUGCUGCGGUACAGCUGGAUGAAGGUCGCCUUCCUGUAUAAGGACUCGCCAGAGUCCGAGCUCGGCGCCAUCGGCGAGACAAUCGUCUCGGUGCUGCGGCGCGGCGGCGUGUCGCUCCGCCACGUGGUCACGUGGAACCAGACCUUCCACGUGGGGUACAUGGACAACCCGUUCACGGAUAUCCUGCGCCGCACCAAGGAUGACGUCAGGAUUUACGUGGUUCUCGGGGAGUACUACGAACACCGGGCCGUUCUUAUGACGCUGCAGGAGCAGAACUUACUUCAAACCGGGGAGUACUUUGUGGUCGGUGUGGACAUCCAGCGGUAUCAGAACGCCACCCCGCAGAAGUACCUGCGCACGCUGUUCCGAGAGGAAAGCCCCACCGACCCGAGGGCAGAGCAAGCCUUCAAAUACUACGUUGGCGUGAUCGGGUCACCCACUAUCGGGUUCGAGGUGCUGACCAGGCUAGUCAACGACUUCAUGGAGCUGCCGCCCUUCAACUACACCAACAUCCUGCGGGAGUACGGCGGCAACAUGAAGAUCCGGUCGGAGGCGGCCUACCUGUACGACGCCGUGCACCUGUACGCGUGGUCGCUGAACGAGACGCUGAAGAUGGGCGGCGACCCCCGUAAUGGCACGGCCGUCAUUGCGCGGCUGCUGGGCAGGUCCUACUUCAGCGCCAUGGGAUACAUGGUGUACAUGGACGCGCACGGCGACACGGAGGGCAACUACACGCUGAUCCAGCGGCGCCGGGUGGGCGGCGCCGUUGGCCUGCACCCGGCCGGCGUCUUCCAGCUCAGAGGCAACGGGACUGACCUGCCGGAGCUGGUGAUCGGGACUCCGAUCCGCUGGCCGCACGGCCAGCCGCCCAUCGACGAGCCGCCGUGCGGCUUCCGGGGCGAGUACUGCAUCUCCUACACCACAGAGAUCGCCUCGGGGAUAGUGGGUGGCAUCGUGCUGGUGCUGAUCAUCAUCGGACUCGUCUUCUACCGGAACUGGCAGUACGAGCAGGAGCUGGACAGCUUGCUGUGGAAGAUCGACUACAAGGAGAUCCAGAUGAGCGACGGAAUGUCAGACACUAAGCCGCUGCUUGGUGACAGCUUCUCCUCCAAGAUGGUGCUCCGCUCAUCCCAGGUGAGCCUCAGCUCCAACUGCGAGAUGGACUUCCGCUACUCGGCGCUGUACACCACGGUGGGCAUAUACAAGGGCCGCAUGGUGGCCAUCAAGGACAUCAAGCGGAAGACGAUCGACAUCACCCGGCGCAUGAAGAAGGAGCUCAAGAAGAUGCGCGACCUGCGGCACGACAACCUCAACCCGUUCGUGGGCGCGUGCGUUGACCCGCCGCACCUUUGCACAGUCUCCGACUACUGCACACGCGGCAGUCUCAGGGACAUUUUGGAGAACUCAAAUGUGAAGCUCGACAACAUGUUCAUAGCGUCCAUGGUGUUCGACAUAGUCAGGGGCAUGGGUUUCCUACAUGACUCGCCCAUCCGCGUCCACGGCAACCUCAAGACCACCAACUGCCUGGUGGACAGCCGGUGGGUGGUCAAGGUGGCCGACUUUGGCCUCGGGGAGAUCAUGAACAGGGCGGAGGAGCACCUGGAAACGGAGAAGGAUGUGCGGCAAAAGUGUGAAGACCUGCUGUUCAAGGCGCCGGAAGUGCUGCGCUCCAGCGGUGUGGAGACGGGCUCGCAGCGGGCUGACGUGUACAGCUUCGCCAUGGUGCUGUACGAGAUCCAUAGCCGCAGUCCGCCCUUCAGCGGCAUGGGGCUUGGCCCGCUGGAGCUGCUGCAGAGCGUCAUCAAGCGCAGCAGCAACAACAACCCCGUCUUCAGGCCUCCAAUCCACAUGCUGGAGACCUGCUUCGACUGCGUGCGGAUCGUGCUCAGCGAAUGUUGGGCGGAGGAGCCUGAGAACCGACCCGACUUCAAGUCCAUACGGAACAAGCUCAGGCCAAUGCGGAAAGGAAUGAAGCCACACAUUUUCGACAACAUGAUCUCGAUGAUGGAGAAGUACACCAACAACCUGGAGGUGCUGGUGGACGAGCGCACCAACCAGCUCAUUGUUGAGAAGAAGAAAACGGAGGCGCUGCUGCACGAGAUGCUGCCGCGGUACGUGGCUGACCAGCUGAAGCGAGGCAACAGCGUGCAGGCAGAGAGCUUCGACAGCGUCACUAUCUACUUCAGCGACAUCGUGGGCUUCACGUCCAUGUCGGCGGAGAGCACGCCUCUUCAGGUGGUGGAUUUCUUGAAUGAUCUCUACACGUGUUUCGAUUCCAUCAUCGAUAACUACGACGUGUACAAAGUGGAAACCAUCGGUGAUGCCUACAUGGUGGUGAGCGGUCUGCCGGUGCGGAACGGUCUGCAGCACGCGGGCGAGGUGGCCUCGAUGUCGCUCCACUUGCUGGAGGCCAUCCGACGCUUCACCAUCCGGCACCGGCCGCAGGACACGCUCAUGCUCAGGAUCGGCAUACACACCGGUCCAGUGUGCGCCGGAGUGGUGGGCAGGAAAAUGCCACGUUACUGUCUGUAUGGCGACACCGUCAACACGGCCUCCAGAAUGGAGUCCACCGGAGCACCGCUUCGAAUCCACUGCAGCGCCUCGUGUCGAGCUGUGCUGAUGCGCCUCGGGGGAUACCAGCUGGAGGAGCGGGGGAAGACCCACCUGAAAGGAAAGGGUGACGUCACCACCUUCUGGCUGGUGGGCGAGGAUGAGCGGCGGCAGGCCCGCCGACUGCAGAACAGUACAAAGCUGCGCGCGCAGAAGCAAAUCCGAGUGCUGCGCUCCCGCGGCGGCAUGGAGCGGACACACAGCCUCGAGUCGACUCGGCGGCUGCGGUUCGAGCUGGACCAGCACAGCGAGCGGCGUCACGUGGCGCGCGCCACGCUCGACACCAGGUGCGCGUGCGACGCAGCCAAGCGGCGCUCCUGUCCGUGCAUCCACGAGCUGGACGACGACCACGAGUCGACGUCACCAGGGGGCGGCGGCGGGUCAAGUGGCGACCUUGAGACGACCUUGGGCGGGAACACUGAUUGGCUGACGGUGGUAGUGGCGGAUGACGCGUCGCGCUCUGAUUCGGCGCUGUAUAGCGUGGUGCGCGCGCGACCCGAGGUCGAGAACGUGGCAUCGGACUUCACGGAGAGCGAGCCGCUGCUGGCGACGGCGGCCGACAAGCACGAGACGCAGAUAUAGUGACGCCCGCGGGUUCGAUCCUCGUGCGGGGCGUAAGUGUUUCGGGAGCAAUUUCCGAAGUAAGCACACUCGUUGGAGUCCACAUGCCGGUCAGGUCGGCAACAAUCAGCUUAUCAGACAGGGAAUAAGAAUGAACUGGUACCGAGCUAACUUUUGGCUGUUUUACCCCACAUAUCGACUGGCUUGGAGCGGUCUCUCAAUUGUAUGUGGCUUUCAUGCGGUGAAGUCGCAUACUUUGCAUAUAUGUCGACUCGCCAAGGCCACUGUGGAACACACGCUAUGCGUUCAGCUAUCUGACAUAUUUCUCACAUUAGCAUGGAAACGUUCAUGCAUGAAAUCAUUGGAGGCGCAUAUUUGUUUGUAUCGUUUUAGCCAUAAGUGUAGUGGAGCUGUCCGUAUAAAUACCGCACGUCAUGCAUCAUCCAAUCUCUCAUCUGUAACACAACAUGCCACGUACGUACUGAAUGUAUAGACGUUGUCCAUGCACAGACAAUCAUGUUACCGGCGGACAGUGAGUCGUAACCGCGUCGUCACGUGAAAGCUGCUUGCGGGAACGCACCGUGUGCUUCCGCCGACCGUCGCGUGAUGGCGCCACGUGACAACCCGCCGCGCGUUGGGCGCCACCCGCGGUGCCCGCCCUGCGGACGCGGCUCGCGCUGGGGCCGUCUCGCCGGCGCGUGGCGUCCAAACGCCGGCGAAGACAGGUGUUGACUGUGACGUUGCCGGGGUGUUCGGCGGCUGCUGUAUAUGGUAGACAAUAUUUUCGACUGUGAAAUACAUG
Pollicipes pollicipes is the source of this 4246-nucleotide messenger RNA. RefSeq names its product speract receptor. Lineage: Eukaryota; Metazoa; Arthropoda; Thecostraca; Pollicipedomorpha; Pollicipedidae. Gene Ontology annotation, biological process: intracellular signal transduction; receptor guanylyl cyclase signaling pathway; protein phosphorylation. Gene Ontology annotation, molecular function: adenylate cyclase activity; protein kinase activity; ATP binding. Gene Ontology annotation, cellular component: plasma membrane. Bases 1 to 3465 code for a protein of 1154 amino acids. The transcript has 26 exons. The record is from RefSeq and is a predicted model, not a curated record.